Misgurnus anguillicaudatus (oriental weatherfish) is the source of this 1413-nucleotide messenger RNA. RefSeq names its product myosin-6. Gene Ontology annotation, molecular function: microfilament motor activity; ATP binding; actin filament binding. The record is from RefSeq and is a predicted model, not a curated record. NCBI's taxonomy places the organism in Eukaryota, Metazoa, Chordata, Actinopteri, Cypriniformes, Cobitidae. Gene Ontology annotation, biological process: actin filament organization. Gene Ontology annotation, cellular component: actin cytoskeleton; myosin complex; cytoplasm.
GCCAAUCAUUUGAAGACUUUUAGCUGGACCAGGGUGGAGCAUCCAUGACUAACAUCCAUUUUUGGAUAAGCAACUCCCUUUAAAAAGGUUGAAUCACUUUGGUGUGAGACAAGACAAAGGACAACCUUGAGCGUAACAUCUCUGCAGUUAAGGUGUACAGAGGUCUGCCAAACACUAGAUUUCAAGAUGGCUGACGCUGUAAUGGCGGAGUUUGGGGCCGCUGCUUCGUUCUUACGUAAGUCGGAAAAAGAGCGUCUGGAAGCCCAAACUCGUCCCUUCGACAUGAAGAAAGAGUGCUUUGUGCCUGACCCAGAGGUUGAAUAUGUCAAAGCCUCCGUCACCAGUAGAGACGGUGACAAAGUCACUGUUGAGACUGAAUUCGGAAAGACAGUAACUGUGAAGGAGGUUGACGUUCACCCUCAGAACCCGCCAAAGUUCGAUAAAAUUGAGGACAUGGCGAUGUUCACCUUUCUGCAUGAACCUGCUGUGCUGUUUAACCUCAAAGAGCGUUACGCAGCGUGGAUGAUUUACACCUAUUCAGGGCUCUUCUGUGUCACUGUCAACCCCUACAAGUGGCUGCCAGUGUAUGAUUCAUCUGUCGUCAAAGCCUACAGAGGAAAGAAGAGGACUGAAGCUCCUCCUCAUAUCUUCUCCAUAUCUGACAAUGCCUACCAGUACAUGCUGUCAGACAGGGAGAACCAGUCUGUCCUGAUCACUGGAGAAUCCGGUGCUGGUAAGACUGUGAACACCAAGAGAGUCAUUCAGUACUUUGCCAGCAUUGCUGCUGUAUCUGGCAAAAAAGAUGCAGCCUCUGAGAAAAAGGGUACCCUGGAAGAUCAAAUUAUCCAAGCUAACCCUGCCUUGGAGGCCUUUGGCAAUGCUAAGACCAUUAGAAAUGAUAACUCCUCACGAUUCGGUAAAUUCAUCCGAAUUCACUUUGGUGUAAGUGGAAAAUUGGCAUCGGCUGAUAUUGAGACUUAUCUUCUGGAGAAGUCCCGUGUCACUUAUCAGCUCAAGGCUGAGAGAGACUACCACAUCUUCUAUCAGAUCCUGUCUCAGAAGAAACCAGAACUGUUAGAGAUGCUGCUCAUCACAAACAACCCUUAUGACUAUUCCUACAUCUCCCAAGGAGAGACGCAAGUGGCCUCUAUUAAUGAUGCUGAUGAGCUGAUGGCUACUGAUGAAGCUUUUGAUGUGUUAGGCUUCAAUACAGAUGAAAAGAUGGGCAUCUACAAGCUAACAGGUGCCAUCAUGCACUUUGGCAACAUGAAGUUCAAACAGAAGCAAAGAGAAGAACAGGCCGAGGCUGAUGGCACUGAAGGCAAGUUAUGUUGUACAAUCAGUACUAACCGCCACUAGUGAAUUUAUAGAAAAUGGUUCAAAAUCUUUAACAAAACUUUUGAUCUUCCAAAG